Molecule: messenger RNA, 525 nt
Organism: Puccinia graminis f. sp. tritici CRL 75-36-700-3
Lineage: Eukaryota; Fungi; Basidiomycota; Pucciniomycetes; Pucciniales; Pucciniaceae
Exons: 1
Coding region: 1-525 (174 amino acids)
Source: RefSeq, a predicted model, not a curated record
AUGGACGGGAUAUUUGGCGGAAAAGCAAAUGUUACACCAUUGGCGCAAUUUGACUCCGGCAUUGGUGCCAACUUGUAUGGGGAGAUGAACAAGAACAGCGGCCGCUGUGAUUCCUCAACCGAGGUCUUUCUGUCUGGUUGGGAAGAGACUCAAGAAGAACAGCCACCAUUGGGGCUAACAACGCCAGCGUCCCAGUUGGAUUUGUCACGCCGCUCAUCGACUCUUGAUUGGCUAACCUGCCAGGUCACAGCUGCAUUGGACGGUGAUCAUGGAGUCGAUGAGGACGACAAACUUCUGCCGCCUAUAGAUUUCACUGGGACCGCCAUGGACCCAUCCCCUUCUUUGAUGAAUCAGUGUUUGUUUGCACAUGCAACCAAUGGGUCUGGCAUCUUGAAUCUGGCUUCACCGAUGCAGUCUGCAAACAUGCCUCAACCUUUAUUGGCCAGGGGGAAACCUUGGGCCGCCAGGCCUUUCCGAAUCAACGCAGUACGGACGCAUCCCCCCCCGGGCCUCCUAGAGAGGUGA